UACACUUUUAAAUACGAUUACUUUGAUCGACGGGCUUUGACUUCCAAGAUGGACACGAUGGACAAGUCAAAAUUUGACGAUGUGAACACCUUUGAGACGAUCUCGGACGACCGUGUAGCAGGUUUCGAGGGUCUGAAUGAGCAAGAGACACGAGCACUUGAGAAGCGGUUGGUCAGAAAGGUUGACAUCCACCUUAUCUCGGCGUUGUUCUUAAUCUUCAUAUUCAACAUCCUGGAUCGCUCGAACAUCGCCAAUGCCAAACUUGGCGGUAUCGCAAAAGACCUCAAACUUACUGGAACGCAAUAUCAAACCGCAGUCUCGAUUAUGUUUGUUGGCUACUUGCUUGGCCAGAUCCCUAGUAAUAUCAUCUUGACACGGGUGAAGCCUUCUCGGUACAUUCCAUGUGCGAUCUUCCUUUGGGGAGGCAUUUCUCUCGCCACAGCAGGCGUCAAAAAUUUCACGGGGCUCAUGGUAAUUCGCAUCCUUCUCGGCCUUGCCGAGUCACCUUUCUUCCCAGGCGCUUUACUUCUCAUCAGCUCUUGGUACAAGCCUAUCGAGAUAGCGCCCCGCGUUGCGGUAGUAUACUGCGGAAAUACAAUCGCAAACGGAUUCGGAGGGAUGCUUGCAGCUGGGAUCCUUGGGGGCCUGCAUAAGGCUAAUGGAUUAGAGGGUUGGCGGUGGUUGUAUAUCAUCGAAGGUGCAGGCACUAUCCUUGCCGGAUUGUUAGCCUUCUUCCUCCUUCCCGACUUUCCCAAUUCCGGACAGCAAAAGUGGCUUACAGAGCAAGAACAAAGAUUUGCUAUUUGGAGGCUGGCUGAGGCUGCAAACCAUGAGGAGGACGAGAAUGGCACGGUAAAACAAGGUCUCAAGGACGCCUUCACCGACCCCAAGACAUGGAUAUUGGUAUUCAUGCAAGUGUGCUUGCUCACAUCUCAAACUUGGACAUACUUCUUCCCGUCGAUUGUUAAGACUCUUGGUUACAACACCAUCAUCACGCUUCUUAUCACGGCCCCAGUCUAUGUCUUCGGCUUUAUCGUCUCCUUGUCGAACGCUUUCGUGGCCAUGCGUACGAGUAGACUAGCAGUCCUCAUAAUGUGGCCUGCUAUGCUCGAUAUUGUGGGAAAUAUCAUGGUUAUAAAGGGCCACACCACCCCGGUUCGAUACACGGGCAUGUUUUUCAUGUGUGCCGGAUCUUUCGCAGCCUUCAACGUCAUUCAAGCAUGGAUCGCGUCGACUAUUCCUCGCACACGUACCAAACGUGCGAUCGUAUAUGCUUUUGUCAACUUGAUGGGCAACACCGCGAACAUCUACGGAGCAUACUUCUUCCCGGACUCGGAUGCCCCGCAGUACGAACAGGGCGGUAUUAUUCUCUCAUCCUUUGCGGCAGCUGAGAUCUGCACGGCAGCUUUCCUUGCUUAUAUCCUGUAUCGCCUCAAUAAGAAGGCGGAAAAGGAAGAAGAGAGUGAUGGCCAGCCAAGGUACAGAUACCUGUGGUAAACUACUGAGUUCAUUGCACUUUCAGAGACCGGAAGCAGUUCGAAUAGUGCGGGGAUGAGAGAUCUAGAUAGUGUGUUGGGAGC
Messenger RNA from Cucurbitaria berberidis CBS 394.84, 1580 nucleotides. Its product is annotated as putative pantothenate transporter. Gene Ontology annotation, molecular function: transmembrane transporter activity. Gene Ontology annotation, cellular component: membrane. The record is from RefSeq and is a predicted model, not a curated record. The transcript is spliced from 6 exons. Bases 49 to 1497 code for a protein of 482 amino acids. Lineage: Eukaryota; Fungi; Ascomycota; Dothideomycetes; Pleosporales; Cucurbitariaceae. Gene Ontology annotation, biological process: transmembrane transport.